AUGCAGCUUUCCUGGGCUGUGGCGUUUAUGGGAUGUUUGGCCGCCGCGCAGCACAGGUGUGUUGCGGAUGACACUUGUGAAGGCUCAGACAGCACUUUCUUCCAGCACAAGUUUCGACGUGUUGCGACAGAAGAUGCGCAUAAAACAAUGCUUCAAGUGAUCGAAGACGAAUUUGCAAGUUUGGACGGUGCUUCUGGGACGUUGGCGGGCGCAACUGCUUCGCAAGAAGAGUUCAAGCAGGCUCCAGCCGUGAUGCGCUCUUGGGAAGCUUGCGCAAAGGCCGACUACUCCUCCUUCAGCGGUCUGGAUGACCCAAAGAUCAAGCAGCUGCAGCGCGAUGUGGGGCUGAACGAACUUUGUGGAGCGGGGGCCGACGCAUGCAGUGCUUUCAAUGCCGGCCUCAAGGCAAUGUUCCGCAUCCGCAACGAAGUUCCGGCUUCGGCCCGAUUUCAGAACUUCACCCUGGUCAACUGGUACGAGAAUGAGAACGGUUUUCCUUCCUGGGGCUCCGACCCCAACGGCAAGAGGGUUUCCGUGGACACUGACGUCAUGCCGCCCGUGGGAGCCGUGCACGAUCCGCACGCAGCUGACGGCUAUGCAUUCUGUGAGAUCACAUACACAGUCUUGAGGCAGACGGCUUCUCAGUUCUACAACAGUUGCGGUCCUACCUCUGUGUUGGCUGCGCUCCUCGUGCGCUCACCUGUUUUGUCCUUCAAGAAGGCUUUGCAGCUUUAUUACACAGGCUCUUUGCCUGAGAUGCACAGCUCACCGUGCCCUUACAUCUUUACCCAGCAGCCCGGGCUUGUGCCUUUUGAGGAAGACCAACCAGGUGCAAAUGGACUCCAGGGAGGCGAUUUGUUUUGGUGUCCUGAUAGCGAUCUUAACUCACACCAGGUAUCCAAAACGAGGCCGCAAUGUCAGUCAAUUGGCCUUCAGCGCAUGUGGGUGGUUGGAAUGCUGGCGGCAUAUGAGCAUAAGGUUCAAGUGGAGCGCACCGGUGGCGACAAGUGCACGGAAUGGAUGACAUCGACGUAUCCAGGAGAAAGUCCGCAAGUUGCCUUGACGAGGAACCACGCCUUCCGCACUGCCCCGUCGGCCGUGGUGUGGGUGUGCGGGCAGGUUGUGGGAGGCCAGGAAGAUGCCUGCUAUUAUGCUUCGAACUUUGUGGAAGAUUGUGCUCCGCACUUCGGCAGCAGCGUGUGCACUCAGCUCUUGAAGUUCCAAUGGUCGCAGACAGAUCUGGUCGAUGUCCAGACAAACAUCGAGACAAUGGGUCCAGGUGCCUUCACGGAAGCCGAUGCUACCAACUUGGCUUCCAGGCCGACACUGAAACCCAUCUUCAAGCUGGUGCCAGGAACAAGCCCAUUGCAAUUCCUCAACACCGUGGCCCCGGUGGUAUUCCAGCUUAUGAUGACAGUAUCGCAAUCGCAAGAGGGAAAAGCGAAGAUGUGGCAGAAACUCUGCGCGAGCCGAGCCGCAAUGCUCAACAUGUUUUCUGGUGCGCUGUACGGGAACGCACAGCCGAAUUGCGUCCAUUGGAUCUUCCUGGUCUCCUGCAAGGAUGAUGGCUAUCUGGUGUGGAGCAACGGCUACCGCACGACCAUCGCCAAAGAUGUGUUGGAGGCAUCCACGUGCGGCGGGGUGGUGCUGCCAUAG
Molecule: messenger RNA, 1656 nt
Organism: Symbiodinium sp. CCMP2592
Lineage: Eukaryota; Dinophyceae; Suessiales; Symbiodiniaceae
Source: the annotation of a GenBank genome assembly